CUGUUACAAGGAACUGCCAAAAGUCGAUAGGAUUUCAGAUUUUUUAUGUCUAUAAUUCUUUUACAUGAAUGUAGCUAUUUUGUUUUGAUUAAAAUGUAAUAAUUAGCUUGGAAUCAAAUUUUAUUAACAUGGGCACUAACGGGAACGGUCGUCGUGGCGGCACGAAGCUGCCUGACGUUCGUCGUCCCAUGGAAGAAGGAGACUGUGUGAACGACAUGGAAAGUCCUGAAUUGGAUUUCGUUUAUGAUGAUUGUGAUACGCAAGCUAAUGAAAUUGCAGAACUCUAUAGUUACACUGAACACCCUGAAUUUCAACUGAACGUUAAAGCUUUUGAGGACAUUAUGGAGGAAUUUAACUUGCCUCCUAGUUGGCAAAGACUUUCGAACCAACAACAACGCACUGUAGUGAUGAAGCUACUUGAGCAUCUUGAUGUUGCAGUUACAGAGAUACGAAUGCGAGCGACGAGAUGUAUACUCUACCUAGCACAAGGCUGCUGGGCCGAAAUGCAGUCCGAUGCUGAACAGGCGCAUUGGGCACGUAUUAAUAUUAUGACACUCUAUGAAAUGGGGACAUUUGCUGCAUUCGUUGAACUUUUGAAUUUGGAAAUAGUAAGAAGUAACGCAGCUGUAGCAUCUAGAAAGCUAGCAGAGUCAUUAGUAGAUUCAACCAACUUGAGAGUGAUACUGUCAGUAUUAUACCUCAUUACGGAACACAUGCGAACUGAAAAAGAUAAUCCAGAUUCCGAGUAUUCAGAUCUAGUUAAAAACUUCAAAGAAGAAAUAGGAACACCUUUUAAUGAAGAAUUACUGCCGGUGAAGCUCUUGGGUAUGGUAACACAGCUAUGUGUUGGAACUACACCCCAUUUUCCUAUGAAAAAAGUGCUUUUACUGCUCUGGAAGAUAUUACUAGUGUUUCUUGGUGGUUCUAAAGAAUUGAAAGAACGUAAAGCUAGAUUGCGUGAAAAGUAUGGUUUACCACCUUGUACUGAAGAUACCCUUGAAAUAAUAAAGGGCAUGCGUUCAAGUUCUCCACCACCGAGUGCAGCUGACAUGUUGGAAAACCAGAAUCCUGGGCAGAGGAAGUUAAAAGAGAAUGAAAGAGCUCUUAGGCGACAGACAUUUAUGAAACAAACUUCUCUUGAUGAAUCUGAUGAACAAAUCUUCGUAGACAAAGAGGAAACCAGUAACGGAUCUGAAGAUUACUCUAUGGAAUUUCAGUCAAUGUCAGCUGAGGGAGUUCAGAAUGCCAACACAAACCAGAACUGCCCAUACUACAUGUAUAUAAAAAGAUUAGACAGUCCCCCACCCCCUCCACCACUCCCUAGAAGCCUGCCCUGGAGAUCAAAAGUCCGACAAAAAGACAUAGACACAUUUCUUGAUAAUGUAAGAGUGAAAUUUGUAGGUUACUCGCUGCCUGGUGAUAGACAAACCAUUGCUGGCCUUCCACAACCUAUACAUGAAGGAAUCGAGAUAUUAAAAAAGCAUACAUACACAAGCCUCGCUGAGGUUCAGGCCGAGAGGGAGCUGGAGAUUAUCCGCAGCCCUCUCACGAAAGGCGAAAAAGAAGUUGAGGAAACUGAAGCGGAGAUAUUAUAUAGAGCUGUACAGCCAAACCUUCCACAGUAUAUAAUCGCUCUACUUAAAAUUCUCUUAGCCGCCACACCCACGUCAACGGCGAAAACAUACUCCAUGAAUAUAAUGGCUGACGUGUUGCCAGAAGAGAUGCCAAUGACCGUGCUACAAUCACUCAAACUGGGUAUAGAUGUUAAUAGACAUAAAGAGAUCAUAGUUAAAGCCGUGACCGCCAUCCUGCUGCUUCUGUUGAAACAUUUCAAAUUAAAUCAUAUAUAUCAAUUUGAAUUCAUGUCACAGAAUCUAGUAUUCUCUAACUGCAUGCCUCUCGUUUUAAAAUUCUUCAACCAGAACAUCUUAUCGUAUAUAGGAGCUAAGAAUUCAAUACCCAUAUUUGAUUUCCCCGCUUGUGUUAUCGGCGAGCAACCGGAAUUGACGAGAGAUUGUUUGGACAUCGGAGACUCGUCAGUACCAUACUCGUGGAGGAACGUGUUCUCAUGCAUAAACUUGUUACGAAUUCUCAACAAACUCACUAAGUGGAAGAACGCUAGAAUCAUGAUGCUUGUCGUAUUUAAGAGCGCUCCGAUAUUAAAACGUACACUCAAAGUCCGUCACGCUCUCAUGCAGUUCUAUGUAUUGAAGCUGCUCAAAAUGCAAACGAGAUAUUUGGGGCGACAGUGGAGGAAGACGAACAUGAAGACUAUUAGUGCCAUUUACUCCAAAGUCCGGCAUCGGUUGAACGAUGACUGGGCGUUCGGUAACGAGGUCGAUGCUCGGCCAUGGGAUUUCCAGGACGAAGAAUGUGCAUUGAGAGUAAGCGUAGAGAGAUUCAAUCAGAGACGGUAUGGAAACGCCAGUGAACUGGAAACUGAACUCACCCCGGUGGACACAGAUAUAAAUAGUGUUCUCGAUAGUAAUAUAGAGCUGGACGAGGAAUUCAAGUCUAACUAUGAGUUGUGGCUGGAGCAAGAGGUGUAUAACAAUGAAAUCAACUGGGACGUUCUGCUCUCCACAUAAAUUUGUACUAGAUUUGGUUUUUAUUGUGUAAUCAAGUUUUUUAUAUAGUCUUAUUUCCUUGGUUUAUAGUUGUGUAUGUGAUUUUGUUUAUUAUUGAACAUGUAUAUAGUAUUUAAAGACAAAGUGUUAUCUUAGUACAGUGUAUCUUGAUAUCAAGGAUUGCUUUGAAAAUUUUUAUUGUUACACAAAGAAAAUGUUUGCAAAAAGGUUUUAAAGUUCUCAUCCAAAAAAAUGAUUCUAAUAUGAAAUUCAAUAACUGAUAUUAUUGUUUCAGAACCAAAAUUGAUUAUAGAUUUUAGUGGCAUGUAUUUUUAAUUCAUGGAUUUAAAAAAAUAUAUAAAAAUGAUCUUAUUGGUACAUACACUAAUUAUAAUUUUUUUUUUUAAUUUAAAGCGAAGGUCAUAUAGCUAUACAGUUUCAUACAUUUUGACAUUACUGUAAAAGUAACACCAAAGCUUAUUUGAAACAAAAAAAAAGUAUAAUUCAGUAAUUUUUUCAAAAAUAACCAAAAUACGAGUAAUAUAGAGUAAAUGUUAUAAAGAAAUUUGGAUAUAUUUAUAUGGGAUUCUAAAUCUUUAGUCACUUUCUAAGUUCUAGAAGGAUCGGUUAUUAUUAUUCUUUUUUUUAUAUAAUUAUAUAACAGAAUCCAGUAACGAAGAUUUUUUCAGAUUUUAAUAUUAAAUUUAAGAUACUUUACUUUGUAUUAAUUCGUACAUAUUUAGACUAAAUAAAAGAGUUGUACAUUACAGAA
Danaus plexippus (monarch butterfly) is the source of this 3339-nucleotide messenger RNA. RefSeq names its product striatin-interacting protein 1 (gene Strip). The transcript has a single exon. Bases 129 to 2588 code for a protein of 819 amino acids. Gene Ontology annotation, cellular component: cytosol. Lineage: Eukaryota; Metazoa; Arthropoda; Insecta; Lepidoptera; Nymphalidae. Gene Ontology annotation, biological process: cytoskeleton organization. The record is from RefSeq and is a predicted model, not a curated record.